UCAGUGUGUGGCGAGCCUCAGUGCGGGUGAGAGCACGGCGCCGGUCUCUUUUAUAUUAAGAUGUUCGCCUGCUCUCAGCUCUACAGACGGUUUAGCACCUCCCAGGGGCAUAAAUCCAUGGAACUACCUACCUGGCGAAGCCAUAAGUGCCAAAACUGCUGAACGUUAUAUCCAGCUGGAAAAAUCUAAGACCAGCAGGGCUGACUAGGAAGUGACUGAGCUUGCUAGACAGAAUGAGGGUUGCUAUCAUUGGACAGUCGACAUUUGCUGGGGAAGUAUAUAAACAGUUGAUGAAAGAUGGACACAAAAUCGUGGGAGUGUUCACAAUCCCUGACCAGGGCAACCGAGAAGAUCCUCUUGCAACUAUGGCAUCAUCUGAUGGUGUUAAAGUGUUCAAAUUUAAGUCUUGGAGAAAGAAAGGUGUAGCGCUUCCAGAAGUGCUCGAACAAUACUUAUCAGUGGACCCUGAACUGAACGUGAUGCCAUUCUGCAGCCAGUUUAUUCCCAUGGAGGUAAUCAACUAUCCCAAGAACAAAUCUAUUUGCUACCACCCAUCCAUCCUGCCCCGCCAUCGUGGUGCAUCCUCUAUAAACUGGACUCUGAUGUGUGGAGAUAAGAAAGGAGGAUUUUCCAUAUUUUGGGCUGAUGAUGGUCUGGACACGGGACCUAUCCUGUUGCAGAGGGAAGUGGAAGUUGAUCCUAACGACACUGUUGAUACGCUUUACAACAGAUUUAUGUACCCAGAGGGCAUCAAGGCAAUGGCAGAAGCAGUUGGCAUGGUUGUAAAUGGCAAUGCUCCAGUGAUUCCCCAACCAGCAGAAGGAGCCACGUAUGACCCUAUGCUCAACAAAAAAGAACUGUGUAAAAUCAACUGGGAACAGCCUGCUGAAAAUCUUCAUAACUUUAUCCGGGGUUUAGAUUCAUCUCCUGGAGCAUGGACAGUAAUGGAUGGGAAGGAGGUAAAGUUGUUUGGUUCAAAGAUGUUCACCGGAUCUGUGGGAGAGGGACAGAAUGUUGAAAUUGAAGGGCUUGCCAUACCUGGUAUCAUUCACAAGGAUGGACUACUUCUGACUGGAACAGAUGGAAACAAGGUAAAUGUAUCACGCAUAAGUGUCGAUGGUAAAAUGAUGAAUGCAGCUAAGUAUGGUGCAGCAGUAGAAGCCACGGAAGCAGUAGAGCUGACAGCGGAAGAACAAGAAAUAUCCAAUCAGUUGAGAGAUACUUGGAAGGCCAUUUUGAAUAUAGAAAUUGCUGAUGACACAGACUUCUUCAAAUCUGGAGCUGGCUCAAUGGAUGUUGUCAGGUUAGUUGAGGAAACCAAGGAAAAAGCUGGAGUUUCUCUAGAAAAUGAAGAUGUGUACAUGGCUACUACAUUCCAAGAAUUUAUCCAGGUAAUGGUUGUAAAGAUGCGCGGAGGGGACACUAAACCAGUGUUUGAGUAUGAUGCUGUCAAGAUGCACGUCAACAAUAUGGAUAUUGAAUUCCCUCACCAGCUCUUCAUUGAUGGCCAGUUUAUUGAUGCUACAAGUGGCAAGUACCUGAAGAGCAUUAACCCUGCCACUGAAGAGCUCAUAUGUGAUGUUGAUGCUGCAGGAAAGGCAGAUGUUGAUAAAGCUGUCGCAGCAGCUAAGAAAGCUUUCUAUGAAGGGCCAUGGGGCAGCAUGAAUGCCAGAGACCGAGCAACUCUUAUUUUUAAGUUGGCUGAUCUAAUGGAUGAGCACAAGGAGGAGUUGGCAACUAUUGAAACUAUUGACUCUGGAGCUGUGUACACCCUGGCACUGAAGACCCACGUAGGCAUGAGCAUUGACACUUGGCGGUACUUCGCAGGAUGGUGUGACAAGAUUCAAGGCAAAACCAUCCCAAUCAACAAUGCUCGACCCAACCGUAAUCUCACCAUAACAAAGAGAGAGCCAAUUGGUGUGUGUGGUCUAGUAACCCCCUGGAACUACCCUCUGAUGAUGUUGUCUUGGAAGAUGGCUGCUUGUCUUGCUGCUGGUAACACCGUAGUGAUCAAGCCUGCUCAGGUCUCCCCACUUACUGCACUAAAGUUUGCUGAACUUUCUGCCAGAGCUGGUAUUCCACCAGGUGUCAUCAAUGUCCUCCCUGGGACAGGCAGUGUUUGUGGUCAGGCCAUCGCUGAUCACCCAGACGUGCGCAAGCUAGGUUUUACAGGCAGUACAGAGAUUGGUCAGGUAAUCAUGAAGUCUUGUGCAGUGAGCAACUUGAAGAAAGUGUCCUUGGAGCUUGGAGGGAAAUCUCCUUUCAUCAUCUUCGCUGAUUGUGAUCUAGACAAAGCUGUUCGAAUGGGCAUGAGCAGUGUGUUCUUUAACAAGGGUGAGAACUGUAUUGCUGCAGGAAGGCUCUUUGUUGAAGAGUCCAUUCAUGACGAGUUUGUCAGACGGGUCAUUGAGGAAUGCAAGAAAAUGGUAAUUGGAGAUCCCUUGAAUCGUGGCACUGCCCAUGGACCACAGAACCACAAGGCUCACUUGGAUAAGUUGCUGGAGUAUAUUGACACGGGUGUGAAGGAGGGUGCCACACUGGUGUAUGGAGGCAAGAGGGUCGACCGACCAGGAUACUUCCUCCAUCCAACUGUGUUUACCAAUGUUCAAGAUGAUAUGUUUAUUGCAAAGGAGGAGAGCUUUGGUCCUAUCAUGAUCAUAUCUAAAUUUGCAAAUGGAGAAGUUGAAGAGGUGGUGGCCCGUGCCAACAAUACAGAGUUUGGUCUGGCUUCUGGAGUUAUGACAAAGGACAUCAGUAAAGCUCUACUUGUAUCUGAGAAGCUAGAUGCUGGCACAUGCUUUGUUAAUACAUACAAUAAAACAGAUGUUGCAGCACCAUUUGGAGGAUUUAAGCAAAGUGGCUUUGGAAAGGAUCUUGGAGAAGAGGCACUCAAUGAGUAUCUUAAAACUAAGACCAUUACCUUUGAAUAUUAGAUUUUAUGAUAAAACUUAAUUUAAAUGUUCAAGCAUACACAUUUUUUACCAGCAUAAUUUGUUGUAGAAAACUAGGGUUGGGGUUUGUAAUUGCAACAGGGAAGGGCUAGUGUAAAAUUUCUCAGAUGUUUUAUUGCAGAGUAAAACUUUUGACUCAAAUAUUGCACUGUAUUAAAAAGUAAUGAUUAUGAACUGUUACCUGUAGUGAGUGGUACUCAUAAUAAUAACAACGACAAUAAUGAAACUAUUUAUAUAAUACAGAGGAACAGCUCACAGUGGCUACUUUGCAGGUACAAUAUUUGUAUUCUUUCUAAGGUCUUCUAAUUACAGGCAACAUUUCCGGCAUAUUUUAAGAUGAAGCGUGGAUAGUGUUAAACUUUUGGGGGUGAUAUUUCAUUCUAUGAGAUGUAAGUCAACAUAUAUACUAUAUAAAAGAUUUUAUAUGUGAGUAAAAUGAGUUUCUUUUAAUGCUAUUA
Messenger RNA from Procambarus clarkii (red swamp crayfish), 3409 nucleotides. RefSeq names its product cytosolic 10-formyltetrahydrofolate dehydrogenase. Gene Ontology annotation, biological process: 10-formyltetrahydrofolate catabolic process; biosynthetic process; one-carbon metabolic process. The record is from RefSeq and is a predicted model, not a curated record. Lineage: Eukaryota; Metazoa; Arthropoda; Malacostraca; Decapoda; Cambaridae. Gene Ontology annotation, cellular component: cytoplasm. Gene Ontology annotation, molecular function: aldehyde dehydrogenase (NAD+) activity; formyltetrahydrofolate dehydrogenase activity.